AUGGACGAGCGAAGCCUUAAAAGGUUCUCAGGAGAGGACGACGAUGCCGGAAAGAUGCUCAAGCGAUGGAAGGCUUGGGCGUUAGCUAAGAUGCUAACGGUCAAAGACUUGCAGAAGACCCAGAGGGGUCCUUGGCUGUUUACCUUGCUAGAUGGCAAGGCUCUGGAGGCAUGUGAGCAUCUGGAGUUAGAAGCGCUGGCCAAGGAAGAUGGCGAUCAGCAAGUUUGGACGCUCUUGGAACAAAGGUUCCCAGAGAAAGAGGCCCAUGACCAGAUGGGCGAGGCACUGGGGGAAGUGUUUGGUCUUGCUGCCAAAGACAGUGAGUCCAUGAAGGACUGGACCUCUAGGGUUCAGGAGACUUUCUCGAGAUGCCGCCGCAAGGCCAACGUAGACUUCCCUACGCAGGCCCGAGGGUGGAUCAUGCUCCACUGUGCGGGCCUCACAGAGGAACAAAAGGCAAUAGUGAAGGCCAAGACCCAAGGCAGCCUUGACAUGGACACCGUCAGUGCUGGAAUCAGGUCUUGUUUCCCGACAUUCCGAGCCUCCAGUGUCAAGGCCCGGAAGCCAACUUCUGUGAUGCUGGCGGAGGAUGCAGCGGACCAAGGCGCUUCCGACGAGGUCGCGGAUAGCGAGUUCGAUGAUGUGGAGGCCUUCCUCGCGGAGCACAACCUCAAUCAGGAUGUGCUGGAGGAGGCAGUCUCUGAGACAGAGGCGGCUGAAGCGCUGGAAAUCUCCUGGAAAGAACGGAGAUCAGAGAUCAACAGGCUUAACAAAAGCCGUCAAUUCUCUGCGGCCGACUCCUCACGUCGAAGCUUCAGGGUCGAAGUCGCUGAACUCAAGCGGCGCACCAAAUGCCGCAAAUGCGGCAGAGUAGGACACUGGGCACGUGAGUGCCGUGCCCGCACCAAUGCCUCUGGACAACCUCUGCAAUCUGGCUCGUUGAACAGUGCCUCUUCGGGAGUGUCGACAUCGAAGAUGCCAAGCGAGACCCUCUUUGACCAGAUCUACUUCGUCGGGGCCGCCGAGGAAGAGGUGAUGGCAGCGUCGUUGGUGAGUUCUCCAGGUCAUGGUGUUGUCGACUCAGGCUGUGGCAAGACCCUGAUCGGUGAAGAGACCCUGCGAGCAAUGGAGCCGUUGCUGAGGGGCCGGAAGGUGAUCAGGUCGGAGCAGAAGAACAGCUUCCGCUUUGGCAACGGAGCACUGGAAGAGUCUACCGUGAUGGCCAGGAUUCCGGUGGCUAUCCAGCAGAAGACUGGGGUUGUGGAUGCAGCUGUUAUCAAGGGCAAAGCACCGCUCCUGCUUGGACGGCCAACACUGGAGCGGCUAGGCAUGAUUCUCAACUUCCAGGAGGGGUCUGCCUUGCUGCUUGGAGAUCAGGUGCCAGUGAAGCUCACGAGGAACUCGGCAGGCCAGUUGCUGAUUGACCUGACCCAGUUUCCAGAUGAAGACUCGCAGAGCCCUGUCAUUGUGGCAGAGCUGUUUUCUCCACCGCGCUUCCGCACGGAGGCGGCUUUAUGCCAGCCAUGCGAGGACGAGGGCACCCGUGUCCGCCACACUGCAGCAGAAGCACACUGGCAAACUGGUAAAGUAGAGCGUCACGGCGGCCUGUUUGCUACUGUCCUUGCUCGUGUUUUGGCAGAGGUUAACUUGUUGGUCGAUAAUCCAAACCCGAUUGCAAACGAUGCUGUUCUGACGGACUCCGCAGUGGACUCGCAGCAGCGUAUUCGCCUCGCGGCGCGCCAAGCCCUGGUUGCCAGCCAGGAUUGCCGAGCCUUGCGCGAUGCCCUUCGCGCGCGUCCGCGUCUGCGUCGCGACUUUGAAUCCGGACCGCUCAAGCCUCAAUUUCGUCCCCUCUACGCUCACCAGCCUCCGGGCGGAGUCCCAGGGCUAGACCCCAGCGAUGUCAUAGAAGUAACUGGCAACGUAUAUGGCCUGAAUGACGCCCCAUUCUGGUGGUGGGAAACAUUUGAUGCCGAAGCCAGGGCAGUGGGAUUUGAAAGAUCUCAAUUUGACAAUUGCGUUUACUACUUCCGUAGUGGGGGCGCCUUGACAGGAAUCCUUGGGGCACACGUAGACGACUCCAUCACUGGAGGGGAAGGUAGCGCCUAUGAAGAAGCAAUCCGUAAACUCAAGGCCCGCUUUCCUUAUCGUAAGUGGAGGAUAGGUUCAGGGGAGUUUUGUGGUGUGAUGUACUGUCAGGAUCCCUCGUCCUUCGAGAUCUCCUACAGUCAAAAGGAGUAUGCCCAGCAUCUGCGCCCAGUGAGUCUCUCCAAAGCACGCGCGGCCCAGAAAGAGCAACCGGCGUCAGCAAGGGAGAUCUCAGCUCUCCGAGGCCUGAAUGGCGCAGCCAACUGGCUAGCAAAUCAAACAAGGCCUGACAUAGCCGUUCAGGUUUCUAUGUCUCAGCAGUCGUUCCCAAACCCCCUGAUCAAAGACAUAGUGUACGCUAACCAGAUGGUGCACCGGGCCCGCCAAUACAAAGAUGUAGAAAUCAAGGUGAGGGCGAUUGAUUUCAACCAGUUGAGCAUUUGCAUGCACAGUGACGCUGCCUGGAGCAAUGCCAAGGAGGACAGGACUCAGGCAGGCUACUUGCUAGCUUUCACAGACCACCGUCUGAAAGAGAACGAAUCCGCUCCUUGGAGUCCGUUCCACUGGCGGUCGUACCGUCUCCAGCGAGUUGUCCCCUCCACGUUGGGAGGGGAAGCACAGGCUUUCUCCAAUGCCUCUGCCGUAGCCGAGUGGAUGUCACUGCUGAUCGCAGAGGCUAAGGAAGGAUCGUUUGACCUCAGAACCUGUCAGUCCCAGCUAAGGAGCACUCCGAUAGUGGGUAUCACUGAUUGCAAAAGCCUCUUCGAUCACGAUAAAUCUGAUCCUGCAGACCUCCUAAGAGCGGCACUGGACCUUGGCCAAUACCAGUUGUCCGAAGAAGCCACCGUACUGAAGGUGAAGAAACAGGCUCGCGAGCAUGUGAAG
Molecule: messenger RNA, 2973 nt
Organism: Symbiodinium pilosum
Lineage: Eukaryota; Dinophyceae; Suessiales; Symbiodiniaceae
Source: the annotation of a GenBank genome assembly